AUGAGCCAACAACGCGAUCAGGAGCCGCGCAAGCAGCCCCCCGCACCGCCCGCGCGCGUUCAACGCCAUACGGCGCACCCAGGAGCUGCAGGACCAUCGACCGGACAACCGCAAGGCGGAACUUCAAGACGCUCAAUACCGUCACCACUGCCAUAUGGUGUGCCGGAACUGUCAGCUUCUCAGCGGCCGACAACGUCGAAGGCUCACCCGCCAUUCCCCGAGGGAACCACGAAAGCGCGGCGUCGAUCCACGGUACGAACAGAUGUGCCCGAGCCACCGCCAGCGCCACCGCCAGCGCCACCGCCAGCUGGGAAGUCGGGACCGGUGAAGACUAUUCCUGAAGUAGGGCAGCGGGGAACUUCGUCGCGGAGCCGACGCAAGAAAAAAGGAGAUACCGCUGGUGCUGCAGCCGCUGGUGGUGCGGCUAGCCAGCCAGGACUAAAGCUAAAGACCUCACGCAUUCUCUACACCACCGAUGAGGAAGUGCGUGAGGCGCUCAUUGAAUUCGGCAUAUUUAUCAUUUUCCUUAUACUAACCACUUUCGUGGCCCUUUCUGUGCGUCACUCGUACAUGUUCUACUUCAACGAAACCAUGAAGAAGCUAUUUACUACGCGCGAGAUCGCGCUUGCGCCUUCAGUGACUAUAAUGUUUCAAAGGGUGAUCACCAUAGAGGACUGGUGGGACUAUUUGAUGUUCCAUUUCUUCAUUACACUUCACGGCGACUCUCUCCCAGUAAUUCCCGAGCUAGACGAUCACAACGAAACCGACACAACAACAACAACUAAUGCAGAUACAGGCGCAGGACCAACCACGCCUGCUGCCCCCAUUCGGGCCAAAGGGGAUUCACUGCGGUUCGGGCGCUUGGGGAAGCUCUUGAAUGUCGAGGUCGAUGACAGCCCGCCGGAGAAUCCAUACAUGUUUAACUAUCGUGUGCCUCGAGAGACCGUGGAUAGCGAUAAGGACACCAGCUCGCGUCACGAGGUCAACGUAAACUACAAUCAUACGGGCAACAUCAAUCUGCAUGGACGCCUAUUUCUACAGGAGAAUUUGCUACUGGGAGCGCCGCGAAUUCGCCUGAUUCGGGUCAAGAAGGACAGUUGUCCUAUGAAUGAGGCCUUUGCCCGGUAUUUCAAUGCCUGUUAUGCGGCGUACGCGUCCAGCCUAGAGAACCGAUCCAAGAUGCAUGGCGAGGCACCCUACAAAACCAUGGGGCAGCUGAAUGCCAUGCCCAUAUAUGCCGAGCUAAAUAAUUAUUACACAGGCGGGUACACAAUUCAACUGAGCUACGACAAGGAAAAGAACAUACAAAAAAUGGAAGAUCUGAAGGAGAGCGACUGGAUCGAUCGGGCCUCUCGCAUGUGUGUCGUCGAGUUUAAUUUGUACAACGAGAACACAUACAUAUUCCAGAGUGCCAAAAUCAUUGUCGAAAUUCUGCCAACUGGCGGUGUCCUGCCGCAGGAGCAUCUGCAGACUGUCAAGCAGUAUUCGUUCAUAACCGAGCCGCGCCUGUUUAUGUUGGUCAUUUAUAUAUUCUGGUACAUUAUGGUGGUGUACUAUACCCUCUAUGAAAUCAUAGAAAUACGAAAGAUUGGCUGGAAAUCGUACUUCAAGUCGGUACUCAACCUGAUAGACUCGUUCAUUCUGAUUUUCGCGUACAUUGCGCUAAUUUACAAUGUUUGGCAUACUUUCAAAAUAAACUCCCUCUCGUUUGAGGCCCAAAGGGACGAGGGCUUUCAAAGCUUAGACUCACUGUGCUUUUUCAACAUGAUCUAUGUUGAUAUGAUGGGCCUCUUGGCAUUCCUGGUGUGGAUUAAGAUCUUCAAAUUCAUCAGCUUUAAUAAGACCUUGGUUCAGUUCACGACCACAUUGAAGCGCUGCUCCAAGGAUCUGGCCGGCUUCAGUCUCAUGUUUGGCAUUUUCUUCCUGGCCUAUGCCCAGCUGGGCCUUCUGCUCUUUGGCACAAAACAUCCGGACUUUCGUACAUUCAUAACCUCGAUAUUGACCAUGAUACGGAUGAUCCUGGGCGACUUCCAUUACGCACUCAUUGAGAAGGCUAAUCGGAUUCUGGGACCCAUUUACUUCAUAACAUACAUAUUGCUGGUGUUCUUCAUAUUACUGAACAUGUUCUUGGCCAUUAUCAUGGAGACAUACAACUCGGUCAAGGGCGAGAUAACCGCCGGUCGCAGCCAGCUCGGUUCCUAUGUCUAUCGCAAGUUGGGCAAUAUAUUCUACUUUAUAACGCAUUGCGGUAGGAAGCGUCGCACGGAGGUGAAGCAUGUGAAGACCACGCGCAAGUCGGAGGUGGAUGAGGAUGCGAUAAACAGUGCCCAGGAACAGCCCAAGGAAGCGGGCAAAGGAAUAACGGCGCGCGAGGGUGGAUACUUCGAUGAUGUGCCACCGGAAGUAAGAGAUAAGGACAUGUAUCGCCUUAACAAUCGCGUGUCGUUGCUGGAGGAAAUCCUGGAGCAGCUAGUUCUGAAUAUGAAUGAACUACUCAAUCGUGUGGAAAGGGAACAAAAGCUGAAGACUGGCUAAGCUAAUUAACUGCAUGCCCGUUUAGCUGACUUCUUUCUUCUUAGUUUCCGAGUUGUAUUUAACAAAUGCUUUUCAUUCCGUUUCACAUUUUGUUGCAACUAUCAAAUAAAUGAAAAUUAAUUAGCUACUA
Messenger RNA from Scaptodrosophila lebanonensis, 2665 nucleotides. It is a transcript of the gene Pkd2, whose product is annotated as polycystic kidney disease 2-like 2 protein. Gene Ontology annotation, molecular function: calcium channel activity. NCBI's taxonomy places the organism in Eukaryota, Metazoa, Arthropoda, Insecta, Diptera, Drosophilidae. The coding region runs from base 1 to 2535 and encodes 844 amino acids. Gene Ontology annotation, biological process: detection of mechanical stimulus. The transcript has 8 exons. The record is from RefSeq and is a predicted model, not a curated record. Gene Ontology annotation, cellular component: membrane.